UUAUUGUGAUUUGAAAAUAUAUUUGGCAAGAUAUUUAGUCUUUUGAAAGAUAUUUCAAAUAAUAGAUGCAUUAAUAGAUUAAUAAAAUGGUAUUUAAUACCAUCAUUUUAUAUUAUGGAGCAAUAUAUAUUUUAUUAUGCAGUUGUGAAAGAAUAUUUGACGAAGAAAAUAUUCCGAUCAAACAUAAAGUAUCUGUGUCCGGAGAAAAUGUAUUUAUUCCAUGUCCAGGAAUUAGUCAAGAUUCAUUGGUAGAUUCGCUUUUAUGGAAAACGAAAACAAAUGGAGUUACAAUUGCUAAAUACACAAAUGGGGAAAUAUUUAUACAAAAUGAAAGAAUAACUCUAUCAAUCGAGAACUUUACGUUAAAUUUUAAGCCUGUCUUAAGUACCGAUACCGCCGAAUAUGUAUGUUUAACAAACGACAGACAAAGUCCAGAAUAUAUUGUUGAUUUAUUAGUGCAAGAUAUACCAGAUCCACCAGAGAGGCCGUUAGUCCUCAGUUUCACUUCUAGAUCAGUCAACCUGUCAUGGGCGCAUUCACAGUUUUUUCGAAAUGCACCUGUUACUAAUUUUGAAAUUGAAACAAAAAUUGGAGAAGAUGGCCCGUGGAAUGAAAAACCUCGUAUUGUGACAAAUAGCAGCAGAUCAACUUUUCAUAUUAAAUCCCUUGAACCGUUUACAGUAUACAGUUUUCGAGUGAUCGCAAUAAAUUCAAUAGGCAGAAGUAAGCCUUCCAAGCCAUCUUAUUACAUUGUAACUUUAAGAGAAGCUCCGACAGGAAAACCAGUUACUACUGUCGUACAUAAUACAUCUUCGCAGUCAAUUUAUAUUUCAUGGAAGCCUCCACCCUUAGACACGAUACUUGGGGAAUUUUUAGGAUAUCGUAUAACAUAUAGGGCAAGAGACAGCUCUCAAGAUGUGAAAGAAAUUUACAUACGCGACAAUACGGUUGAGAGUCACGAAAUUACUGGAUUGGAUACAUACACCCAAUAUUUGAUUUCAGUUCAAGUAUUCAAUCCAGAAGGAUUGGGACCUGCUUGUACAGUUCUCACCAUGACGGAUGAAGGAAUACCAGAAAAACCCCAAAAUCUAACCGUACUAGAGGUGACCUCAACCACAAUAAAAAUAUCAUGGAAGGAACCAUUAAAAUUGAACGGAGCAAUACAUGGUUACCGAGUGUAUUCAGUUUCAAAUAACCAAACAGUAUUACAUAUACCGCUCUUUAAGCCAGAUCCAGAUUCUGGCAGUGGUCCAUAUUUCUAUACAUUGAUGAACCUAAAGCCCUUUACAGAAUACAAAAUAACUGUUACUGCAGUCACAAGAAAAUAUGAUGGAGAACAAUCUGAUCCUUUAAUUCAAAGAACUGAUGUUAGCGGACCAAGUGCUCCUACCAUUGUCAAUCUUACAUGCAGUACAACCGACUCAGUUUACCUGAGAUGGCGUAGGCCACAAACUUAUUAUAAUACUAUUGACUUAUAUGUAAUAGCUUUUCGAGAUCUUAGUACGAAUGAUUUUAAAACUAUAAAAAUUGAUAACUCAUCUGCUGCACAUACUGAAAUUGCCAUGGUUCUGUCAAAUUUAUCAUCUAAUAGUAUUUUCGAAAUGAAAGUAAGAGCAGCAUCAUUGAGUACCAUUAAUCCUAAACAGCUAAUACUAGGCAGUUACUCUGAACCAAAAAAGAUCAACUUACAACCAAAUUGUGACAAAAUUCAAUCCCUAUUACGUCAAUCGCAAGAUGAUUAUAAUAUCAUAUAUCUAAUUGGCAUAGGAUUCAGUUUGUUUGGAAUGAUUAUUAUAGUUUUGGCGGUAGCUCUAUGGAGACAUUGCUUUUAUUCCCCUUACUAUUACAUCGAUGUCCCAUCGUACAAAUCACAGCACAUGUCAGUCGAAUGGAAUUCUCCUGUUGAAAUAGGAGGAGAACUAAGGGGACCCAUUCCAAUAUCUGAAUUCUCGAAGCAUACUGCUUCUCUUCAUGUGGAUGGAGAUAUUGGAUUUAGUAAGGAAUAUGAAGCAAUCCAAAAUGAGUCAUUAGUGGAAGAACAUUCAUCUGAAAGCUCCUUACAUCCGGAUAACAAAGCCAAGAAUCGAUACUUGAAUAUAACAGCAUACGAUCACAGUAGAGUUCGGCUUCGAUCAGUUCCAGGACAAACUAAAAAUACCGAUACGUACAUCAAUGCAAAUUUUAUUGACGGCUAUAACCAAUCUCGUGCAUUUAUUGGAACCCAAGGACCCCUUCCAAGCACCUUCGAUUGUUUUUGGAGAAUGAUAUGGGAGCAACAAGUAGAAAUAAUCGUUAUGAUUACAAAUUUAAUAGAACGUGGCAGACGAAAAUGUGAUAUGUACUGGCCAAGAGAAGGAACGGAAACCUAUGGUGUUAUCAGUGUUACUUUAUUGGAAGAGAAUGUUUUAGCUACAUAUACAGUUCGUACAUUUUCAAUAAAACAUUUGAAAUUGAAAAAGAAGAAAACAAGGAUCAGCGAAAAAACGGUUUAUCAAUAUCAUUAUACAAAUUGGCCAGAUCAUGGAACAUCGGAUCCCUUACCCGUUUUAAAUUUUAUAAAGAAGUCAUCGUCAGCAAAUCCUAGUAGUGCAGGUCCGAUUGUAGUACAUUGUAGCGCUGGAGUGGGCCGCACUGGCACUUACAUUGUUUUGGACGCAAUGUUAAAACAAAUAAAAGAGCAGCAGAUGAUCAAUAUUUUUGGAUUUUUGCGACACAUUCGAAAACAAAGGAAUUUUCUUGUGCAAACUGAGGAACAGUACAUUUUCAUACAUGAUGCAUUAAAUGAAGCAAUAAUAUGUGGAGAUACAUCUUUAAACAAAACUGAAAUACUCAAUAUGACAACUAAUCAUGAAGUAAUUCAACACCAUCUAAUGCUGAUAACAAAUUUCAAACCUAAAGAGAUAAAUAUAAUGUCUGCAACGAAAUCGGUUAAUUUAUGUAAAAAUAGAGGAAAUUUAAUACCUGUAGAAAAUAGUCGAGUGCAUUUAACACCAAAACCUGGACAAGAAGGCAGUGAUUACAUAAAUGCAUCAUGGUUGCAUGGAUUUAGAAGGCUUAAAGAUUACAUUGUUACGCAACAUCCGCUCCCUAACACAAUAAAAGAUUUUUGGCAAAUGAUAUGGGAUCAUAACAUUCAAACAGUUGUUCUGCUAACAUUUUUAGAUGAGAAUUUUACACCGUUUUGGCCCAAUGAAAUGGAAACAUUUGAGGGAGACUAUUAUCGAUUAAAACUUUUUAGCGAAAGUAGUUCUAACAAUUUUAUAUUGAGAACAUUUUCUCUUCAAUCUUUACAAGGAGACUUUGAGAUGUUUGUCAACAUAUUUCAUUCACCGAAUUGGCCCAACUUAUCUCAGCCUGAAAGUGUUUUUGAAUUUGUUCAAACAGUACAUGUUAGACCAAGUGAUUAUAAAUAUGGUCCAAUUGUUGUUGUCGACCGGUUUGGAGGGGCACAUGCUUGUACAUUUUGUAUGAUAUCAACUCUUGUUAUGGAAAUGGAAUAUGACAAUACCGCAAAUGUAUUUAUGCACGCCAAAUUAUAUCACAACAAACGACCCGGUAUUUGGACUUCCACUGAAGAUAUUAGAAAUAUUUAUAGUAUAAUAUAUUACUGCCCUAGUAAUUUAAAUUUGUUACAAGCAACGUCACUCCGUACUGAAUUCGAUGACGUUGUAGCGACGCCAGAUUUAUUUAGUAAAAUUUGUAGUAACGGUAGCAUAAGUAGGGUAGACGAAUUAAAUCAAUCAACUGUCGGUGGAAAAGUUCUUGUGAAAAUAAAUGGUGAAAAUGAGGAAAUAAGUUCAGCAAUUGUAAAUGAUUUAAGCUAUCUAGGUAACAAUGAAUGAAUUGCAUAGCAAACAAAGUUAUUGACAAACAAAAAAAUAAUAAAAUAAAUCCAAUUUUAUUUUAUUAUUUACUUGUGAUUACUUUCGAUACUUGAAUUUGUUCAAUUGAAAAGAGAAAUGCAGAAAUAAUAAAACAACUUAUAUAAUAUAUAUACAACUAAAUAAAUUAUAAUUCCUUGUAAAUUUUUAUUUGAAUGAUAUCAAAUAAUAAUUUGUUUACUAUACUAUGAAUUACUACUCCAAGUAUAUUUAGAUUCAUAAAAUACAAAUGAGAAUAUGCAAUUUUAGAUAUGCAUCGUAGAAAUAAUAAAAUAAAAAAAUAGAAAUUUAUAAAAAAAUAAUCUCUACGGUAAAAUACUUUAUAUUGCGUUAAACUAUAACAUUCCGAACUUUCUUGAAAAGCAAUUUAUGGCGUUACUGCCCACCGAAACAUUUGUGUUUUUUAAAUUCAGUACUAUUAAGUUAUGAAACAAUUAAUCUUUAGUUAAAAGUCAAAAUAAAUGAUUUAUUUGCACAUGGUGAUUUAGUAUAUAUUUUUAAAAGAAGCAUAAGUGUAAAAUCUUGUCAAAACACGUAGUCAGAUUAAUAAAUAAUAACUAAACUGAAUAUGUUAUUACUAUUAUAAAUAUGUAUACAAUUGGCCAUAGUUGUAGAAUUUAAAAAUCACCAAAGAAUUAAUUAAUAACGUAUUAAUAUGUGUUUUUAAAAUGAUUAGGUUUUUUUUAUAAAACAAAAAUGCAGUAUUUAUGUAAAUUAUGAACAGUAUUAAGCGAUUUUUGAUAAA
Messenger RNA from Culicoides brevitarsis, 4626 nucleotides. It is a transcript of the gene Ptp99A, whose product is annotated as tyrosine-protein phosphatase 99A. The record is from RefSeq and is a predicted model, not a curated record. Gene Ontology annotation, molecular function: protein tyrosine phosphatase activity; protein binding. Gene Ontology annotation, cellular component: signaling receptor complex. The transcript is spliced from 21 exons. NCBI's taxonomy places the organism in Eukaryota, Metazoa, Arthropoda, Insecta, Diptera, Ceratopogonidae. Bases 87 to 3842 code for a protein of 1251 amino acids. Gene Ontology annotation, biological process: peptidyl-tyrosine dephosphorylation involved in inactivation of protein kinase activity.